Moesziomyces antarcticus is the source of this 483-nucleotide messenger RNA. RefSeq names its product mitochondrial 37S ribosomal protein MRPS12. Gene Ontology annotation, molecular function: structural constituent of ribosome. Lineage: Eukaryota; Fungi; Basidiomycota; Ustilaginomycetes; Ustilaginales; Ustilaginaceae. The transcript has a single exon. Gene Ontology annotation, biological process: translation. Gene Ontology annotation, cellular component: ribosome; small ribosomal subunit. The record is from RefSeq and is a predicted model, not a curated record. Bases 1 to 483 code for a protein of 160 amino acids.
AUGACUUGGAACCUCGUCACCUCUCUGCUGCGCAGUGCAGUAGCCGGCCCCUCGCGGCUGCCCACCUCCGUGCGUGCAUUUUCCACCUCCUCGCCUCUCUCGGUGACGCUGCAACAGAACCUGCGCGGCGCACGAAAGCCGCACCGUCCCACGGUCAACAAGGUGCCCGCGCUCGAAAGCAAGCCGUUCGUAAAGGGCGUGUGCAGCAAGAUCUUCACCACCAAACCCAAGAAGCCCAACUCGGCCAUCCGCAAGGUCGCGCGUGUCAAGCUCUCCAACGGCCGCUCCGUCGCUGCCUACAUCCCCGGCGAGGGUCACAACUUGCAGGAACACUCGGUCGUCCUUGUGCGUGGUGGAAGGGUCCAGGAUUGCCCCGGUAUUCGCUACCAUCUCGUCCGCGGCGCUCAGGAUCUUGCCGGUGUCGCCGGAAGAAUGACCUCCAGGUCCAAAUACGGCGCCAAGAAACCCAAGGCUGCGGCCUAG